UGUGAUAUUAGCAUCGUUUACUCACAUUGGUGAUGUAGUUUUUCGACAAUUUUUAAUUUUAUUUUACUUUACUUGCGAAAUAUUUUGUACAAUUCCUGCUCUUGUUUAUCAGGAUCAGUAUUCAUUCAUUUUGUGAUAGAUAGCUAGCGUUUGUUUUGUAACACGUAUUUCUUUAGUUUAAAGCGUUGACCAUGUAGGUUAGAUUAGAUGUUCAUCAUGUGUUGUAACGUUACUCUGAGUUCAUUAACUUACAGUUAGCUGGUUUGUUCGUUAGCAAAACAACUAAACGUCUGCCUUGCAUGGUUUUCCUGUCAUCCGGGUUAAAACAGACUUGUGUUUUAAAAUGCGUGGGGUGUAUGUAAGUGUGUGUUAAUGUACCUGCGAUGCCCAUUAAUUUCUAAAAUGUAUAUAGCCUUUAUUUUGUAGUGUAGUUUAUUUGUGUAGCGACGAACUUCUGUGACCAUGUCUUCUGAACCUGAACAGUCAUCCCUGCGUUUUGGGCAGGUUGUUAUUGGGCCACCUGGUUCAGGUAAAACCACCUACUGCCGUGCAAUGCAAGAGUUCUUGAGCCACUUGGGCCGCAAAGUGGUUGUUAUAAACCUGGACCCUGCAAACGAGGGACUGCCAUAUACAUGUGCUGUGGACAUAUCAGAGCUGGUCACCCUUGAUGAUGUAAUGGAGGGUCUGAAACUAGGCCCUAACGGUGGUCUUAUUUACUGUAUGGAAUACUUGGAGGCCAAUUUGGACUGGCUGGAGGGUAAGCUGAAGAAGCACCAUAAUUACUACUUCCUUUUCGACUGUCCUGGCCAAGUGGAGCUUUACACUCAUCAUAGCUCAGUCAGAAAUAUGUUUGCCCAGCUGUCCAAGUGGAACUUCAGGGUGGAACUACCUCAUGUCAACGUUCUCUCUAAGAUGGACCUUAUUGAGCAGUAUGGCAAGCUGGCUUUCAACCUUGAUUUCUACACGGAGGUUAUGGACUUGUCAUACCUGGUGGAACAUCUGGCUGCGGACCCGUUCUUCAAGAAAUUCCAUCGUCUGAAUGAGAAGUUGGCUGAGGUGAUUCAGGACUACAGCCUGGUGUCUUUUGUACCUCUGAAUGUGCAGGAUAAGGAGAGCAUGAUGCAAGUCCUGCGUGCAGUUGACAAGGCCAAUGGCUACUGUUUUGGUGACUUGGAGGAAAGGAAUCUCCAGGCCAUGAUGUCUGCUGCUGUGGGUGCAGAUUUUCAGUUCACCUCAACUCUCGGAGUGCAAGAGAAAUAUGUAGAACCCAACAAAAAGACUUUGGAAGAAGAGGUUAUGGACUUGUAACUGUCUUUACUAAUAAAAGCCUAAUCUUACUGCUUGGUAUUGACCAAUCUGAUUUUCUUAAACAGACAAACCUUUCAGUGUUUUAAGGAAAGGUAAAUUUCAACAGGUAAACAAUGGAAGCCAAAGAACACACUGUCAGCAGCUACCAUAGUUCUUUUUAGUCUGAUGACUUGUAUUUUACAGGAUAUAUUUCAGUUAUACAAGUUAGAUUUUUUUCAAUAAAAUAAAUGUGUAUUCUCAUUUAA
This is a messenger RNA of Colossoma macropomum (tambaqui), 1553 nucleotides long. It is a transcript of the gene gpn2, whose product is annotated as GPN-loop GTPase 2. Bases 463 to 1308 code for a protein of 281 amino acids. Gene Ontology annotation, molecular function: GTPase activity. Lineage: Eukaryota; Metazoa; Chordata; Actinopteri; Characiformes; Serrasalmidae. The record is from RefSeq and is a predicted model, not a curated record. The transcript is spliced from 5 exons. Gene Ontology annotation, cellular component: cytoplasm.